Messenger RNA from Saccharomyces mikatae IFO 1815, 1605 nucleotides. It is a transcript of the gene TNA1, whose product is annotated as Tna1p. Gene Ontology annotation, molecular function: transmembrane transporter activity. NCBI's taxonomy places the organism in Eukaryota, Fungi, Ascomycota, Saccharomycetes, Saccharomycetales, Saccharomycetaceae. The record is from RefSeq and is a predicted model, not a curated record. The transcript has a single exon. Gene Ontology annotation, biological process: transmembrane transport. Gene Ontology annotation, cellular component: membrane. Bases 1 to 1605 code for a protein of 534 amino acids.
AUGAGCAACAAAUUCACUAUGGAGUCACCUAAACAUUUGGUGGAUGAUGUGCUUUUCAUGUCACCCACCAACGAUGGAUCAGACGAAAGACCUACAGAGGUCACGUUCCAAGAAGAUGAAGGCCAUGAGGCUAGCUUGCACAAUCGCAACCAUGAAAAAAAGUCAGAACUGGCCACCGAACGAGAAAUCAUGGCCACGACCACGGACGAUGAUGGUAUUCCAUCUCCUUCUCAUCCAAUGGAGAAGCGUGUCCUGCGCAAAAUGGACAUUUAUUUAAUCCCGCUUAUGGGGUUACUGUAUUUCCUUUCCAACUUGGAUAAAUCGAAUAUUGGUAACGCAGAAGUUGCAGGUCUAUCCAAGGAUAUUAACCUUGUGGGGACGCAAUACAAUACAUGUGUCACUGUUUUUUUUGCGACGUAUGUUCUUUUUGACCCCAUUGGUACCAAUCUCCUGAAAAUCAUGGGUCCGCCAUUAAUGAUGAGUAUCUGUUUGACCUGUUUUGGUGCUAUCUCGCUAGGGACCGCUUGGGUAAAGAAUUAUCCUCAGUUGAUCGUGGUCAGACUACUGCUGGGUGCUUUUGAAGGUAUGAUUUAUCCAGCUAUUAACAUGUAUCUUUCCGUGUGCUAUAGAAGAGAACAGUACGCUUUAAGAUUCGCCUUUGUCUUUAGUGCCGCCUGUUUGUCUUCCUCCUUUGGUGGGCUUAUUGCUUACGGUUGUUCCAAGAUCAGUGGCUCUCUAAGAGCUUGGCAAUACAUCUACAUUGUCGAAGGUUGUAUCUCCUUGGGGUUUGUCCCAUUCUAUGCCUUUGGGUUGAGUAAAAAUUUAGAAGACUCAUGGUUUUUCAAUAGAGAGGAAAAGGAAUACAUAUCCGAGAGAUACAAGACAAUGAACACUUUCAACCCGGACGAAAAAUUCGAAUGGUUUCAAGUGUGGCAGGCGGUCAAAGAUGUCAAAACUUGGGCCAGUGCCGUGGCUUUGUUUGGUAUCGAUUUAACUACUUUUGGUCUGACCGUCUUUCUGCCAAUCAUCAUUACCAGCAUGGGGUUCACUAAUGUUAGAGCUCAAUUGAUGACCGUCCCCAUCUACUUUCUCACAGCAAUCGUGUUCUUUGUCUGUGCUGUUUGGUCCGAUCGCAUAAAAUUAAGAUCUCCAUUUAUUUUGGGUGCUUGUUUAACUACUUCGAUUGGUAUUGCCAUCGUCCUUGGUUCUGAAGUUCAUGGUGUGAGAUACUUUGGGGUUUACAUUCUUUGUAUGGGAAUCUACGUUAAUGCUGCCUGUAACUGUUUGUGGUUGAGUGGUAAUACCGGUAACUACUUCAAGAGAGCCACCGCUUUAGGUAUCAAUCUAUUUAUGGGAUCUGGUUCAGGUUUGGUCUCUGGACAAAUUUUUGUUGCUAAAGACAAGCCAAGAUAUAUCAAGGGGCUGUCCAUUAGUUUAGCGUUCCAAGUCUUCUCCAUAUUUAUGACAAUCGUACAGAUAUUUCUUUACAAAAGAGAAAAUGAUAGAAAGAAAGCUAUAAUCGAUCGUUGUAACGAAUUGGGAGAGCCUAUUCCAUACGAUGAAAGAUUAAGCGACAAAAACCCUGAGUUUAAAUACAUGUAUUAG